AUGCACACUGCACAUUUGUGUGUGUUUUUGGGGUCAGUCGGCGGAAGAUGGCGGUCUGGAUGCUGCUGGCUGGCUGAGAGGAGCUGCUCUCCCCGCGGCGGAGGAUCCUUUAUAACCACACAGACCGAACCCGAAUGCAACACAAGCUCACAGUCUCAUCUGGAUUAAUAUUCACUGCUUUUUCCCCUCGGGUAUGGACUGUUGGACUAUUUUACCAGGAUACAAGCACCUCAGACGUUUCUGUGGGAGACUUUGCGGGGAGUUUCAUGUUAUUAUUCGGCUAGCCGUGCGGAGCAGCUAGCGGCUUUCUCCUCCACUUCAAAGCCUUCAAAUUGUUACAAAAAUGUCGGAUACGAAGGUAAAAGUAGCGGUGCGAGUCCGACCGAUGAACAGGAGAGAGAUUGAGCUCAGCACAAAAUGUGUGAUUGAGAUGGAGGAAAACCAGACUAUUCUACACCCACCGCCCUCCAAUGCAAAAGGAGAAAGCAGGAAACAGCCAAAGGUGUUCGCCUUCGACCACUGCUUCUGGUCCAUGGAUGAGUCCAAUGUCCCGAAGUACGCCGGUCAGGAGGUCGUCUUCAAGUGCCUCGGGGAGGGAAUACUGGAAAACGCCUUUCAAGGAUACAACGCCUGCAUCUUCGCUUACGGACAGACAGGCUCUGGGAAAUCCUUCUCCAUGAUGGGCAACGUAGAUCAGCCGGGCCUGAUCCCCAGACUCUGCUGCUCGCUGUUCGAGAGAGUCUCCAGAGACCAGAACGAGACGCAGUCCUUCAAAGUGGAGGUUUCCUACAUGGAGAUCUACAACGAGAAAGUCCGAGACCUGCUCGAUCCCAAAGGGAGCAGAACGUCUCUGAAGGUCAGAGAGCAUAAAGUCCUGGGUCCGUAUGUGGACGGUCUGUCUCAGCUGGCUGUGAUGAGCUUCGAGGACAUUGAGUCUCUGAUGUCGGAGGGGAAUAAAUCACGCACGGUAGCCGCCACCAACAUGAACGAGGAGAGCAGCCGAUCGCACGCCGUCUUCAGCGUCAUCGUCACGCAGACGCUUUAUGACCUGCAGUCUGGGAAUUCUGGUGAGAAAGUGAGUAAGAUCAGUCUGGUGGAUCUGGCCGGCAGUGAACGCGUCUCUAAGACUGGAGCCGCUGGAGAGAGACUGAAGGAGGGCAGCAACAUCAACAAGUCUCUGACGACGCUGGGCUGUGUGAUUUCUGCCCUCGCCGAUCAGUCCGCAGGAAAAGGCAAGAGCAAGUUUGUGCCGUACAGAGACUCAGUGCUGACGUGGCUGCUGAAGGACAAUCUGGGUGGCAACAGUAAGACGGCCAUGAUCGCCACCAUCAGCCCAGCCGCUGACAACUACGAGGAGACGCUGUCCACGCUGCGCUACGCCGACCGAGCCAAGAGAAUAGUCAACCACGCCGUGGUAAACGAAGAUCCCAACGCCCGUAUCAUCAGAGAGCUGCGGGAGGAAGUGGAAAAGCUAAAGGUGCAGCUCUCGCAGGCUGAGUCUCUGAAGGCUCCUGAGCUGCAGGAGAAACUCCAGGAGUCUGAGAAACUCAUUCAGGAGAUGACCGUCACCUGGGAGGAGAAACUCCGGAAGACGGAGGAGAUUGCACAGGAGCGUCAGAAGCAGCUGGAGAGCAUGGGAAUCUCUCUGGAGUCGUCAGGGAUCAAGGUCGGAGAGGACAAGUGCUUCCUGGUCAACCUGAACGCCGAUCCGGCUCUCAAUGAACUGCUGGUUUACUAUCUGAAGGAUCACACGCGUGUGGGAGCCGACACGUCUCAGGACAUCCAGCUGUUCGGGAUCGGGAUCCAGUCUGAACACUGUGUGCUGGACGUCACUGCAGACGGAGACGUCACGCUCACGCCGGCCGACAACGCCAGGACGUGUGUGAACGGGACGAUGGUUUACUCCAGGGUUCACCUGUGGCACGGCGAUCGCAUCCUGUGGGGAAACAACCACUUCUUCAGAAUCAACCUGCCGAAGCGCAAGCGGCGCGACCGCUUAAAGGAGCCGGAGCGCGACUCUCCCCGCGACAGCUUCGUGGAGGCCGACGUGGAGACGGCGAGCGAGGCCUCGUCCGAACAGGACUACAGCUACGAGUUCGCACAGAUGGAGGUCAUGAUGAAAGCGCUGGGGAGCAACGACCCGAUGCAGAACGUGGUUCAGGCUCUGGAGAAGCAGUACGUGGAGGAGAAGCGUCUGGCGCUGGAGGAGCAGCGUCUGAUGUACGAGCGCGAGCUCCAGUCUCUGCGGCAGCAGCUCUCGCCGGAGAAAGUGUCUCAGCACCAGCGCUGCAGCAGCUUCCCCACACACGCCACGCACAACAAACUGCGCCUCUGGACCGACGAGAGGGACGAGCUGUUUCGUCAGAGUCUGUCUCGGCUGCGCGAGCAGGUGGUCAGAGCGAACACACUGGUGCGGGAGGCGAACUUCCUAUCCGAGGAGAUGCACAAACUCACCGACUAUCAGGUCACGCUGCAGAUCCCCGCCGCCAACCUCAGCGCAAACCGCAAGCGCGGCGCUAUAGUCAGUGAACCGGCCAUCCAGGUGCGGCGUAAAGGUAAGGGAACGCAGGUGUGGACCAUCGAGAAACUAGAAAACAAACUAGUGGACAUGAGAGACCAUUACCGAGACUGGAGGGAAGGAACACAGGAAGUGGUGAACCGGCUGCACAGUAAAGUUAGCGAUCCGUUCUAUGAAGCGCAAGAGAAUCACAACCUCAUUGGCGUGGCAAACGUCUUCCUGGAGUGUCUGUUUCAUGAUGUGAAGCUGCAGUACGCCGUUCCCAUCAUCAGCCAGCAGGGGGAGGUGGCGGGUCGUCUGCAGGUGGAGCUGCUGCGCGUGAGCGGCGUCGUUCCCGAGCGUCUGGCCGGAGGAGACGAUUCCUCCGAGAACUCCAGCGAGAGCAGCGGAUACGAGGUCAUGGACAACAACGGAGAGAUCGUCCACAUGGCCAGAAAACUCACCUGCAGAGUGCGGAUCAGAGAGGCGUCUGGUCUUCCUCUCAACCUCUCCAACUUCGUCUUCUGUCAGUACACCUUCUGGGAACAAUCAGAGCCCACUGUGGCUCCGCCCAUCGUCAGCCCAGACACGCCCUCCCCACAGACAGCCGACGCCCACUUCACUGUGCGCUUUGACCACUGCAGGGAUUUUGUGGUGCACGUGACGGAGGAGUUUCUGGAGUUCAUCUCAGACGGCGCUCUGGCCAUCGAGGUCUGGGGUCACCGCUACGCAGGUAACGGCCGCUCUGUGUGGGAGCUGGACGCGCUGCAGGCCAAGAGACGGACGCUCAGAGACAGGUGGAGUGAAGUGUCGCGUGAGAUCGAGCUGUGGGUCUCCAUACAGGAGCUGAACGAGCAGGGCGAGUAUUCGUCCGUAGAGCUUCAUCCCAGCAAAGACGUCAGCACCGGAGGAGUGUUUCAGCUGCGCCAGGGUCACUCGCGGAGGCUGCAGGUGAGCGUGCGGCCGGUCCAGCACUCGGGGACGCUGCCGCUACUGGUGGAGGCCGUCCUGUCCGUCUCCAUCGGCUGCGUUUCCGCACGAUCCGCCAAAUUACAGAGACCUCUGGACAGCUAUCAGCAGAGGGAGGAAGACGACGAUAUGGAUAGUUAUCAGGAGGAGGAUCUGAACUGCGUUCGGGAGCGCUGGUCUGACGCCCUCAUCAAGCGCAGGGAGUAUCUGGAGGAGCAGAUCAAGAAGAUCAUCAACAAGCCCGAGAAGUCCGAGGAGGACGUGGAGCGAGAGGCCAGGCUGGUGGAGCAGUGGGUCGGUCUGACAGAGGAGAGGAACGCCGUGCUGGUUCCGGCUCCUGGCAGCGGGAUCCCAGGGGCCCCGGCGCACUGGGUUCCCUCUGCUGGAAUGGAGGCUCAUAUUCCUGUGCUCUUCCUGGAUCUGAAUGCUGAUAAUCUGACGGUGAACGAUCAGCUGACCGGUCCUCACGCCGCCGGCGUCAACUCCAUCCUCCCCAAAGAGCACGGCAGCCCCUUCUUCUACCUGCCCAUCAUCAGACACAGCGAUGACGAGGUGUCGGCCGUGUGUUCCUGGGAUUCGUCCAUCCACGACUCCAUCCAUCUGAACCGCAUCACGACGCCCAGCGAGCGGAUCUACCUGAUCGUGAAAGCCACGGUUCAGCUCAGUCACCCGGCAUCUGUGGAGCUGGUGCUGCGCAAGAGGAUCGCCGUCAACAUCUACAACAAACAGAGUUUCACUCAGAGCCUGAAGAGACGGAUGUCUUUGAAGAACGUUCUGUACUCCUGUGGAGUGACGUAUGAGAUCGUGUCCAACAUACCAAAGGCGUCUGAGGAGCCGGAGGAGCGCGAGACUCUGGCCUUGAUGGCGGCGCGAGGAGAGAGCGAGGAGACGCUCGAUGGAGAGACGUACAUAGAGAAAUACACCAGAGGAGUGCUGGAGGUCGACAAUAUCCUGUGUCUGGAGAGACUGCGGCAGGCCGUGACAGUAAAGGAAGCUCUCUCCGCUAAAGGCAGACACAUACGGCGCAGUCUCAGCACGCCCAACGUCCAGCACAGCUCCUGUUGUAAACCAGACGGGAACGGAUGUGAGGAUGAGGACGUGAAGACUCACUGCGACGGACACACAGACGUCACUGAAUCCAAUUUACAUGAAGCUUCACUCAACAGUCCUCUCUCAAAAGACACGCCCGUCAAAAACAAAGAGAAUCAUGGAUCAGUACCAGAGAGUCCGACGUUCUUCAACUCCAGUCCAUUUAAGGUUCUGUCUCCUCAACCGCCCAAGUUCCUCAAAUCUCUCUUGCCAGUGAAGGAGGAGAACAAAGUCAAGCGUUCUCUGGAGGCACGGCCUCUGCUGGGACAGGAGAGCAUGCGUUGGUUUGCGGACCCCGGCGGCCCCUGGUCCAGACCCAGGGCUCAGAGCGAGGGCCGCGGCACCAGUGACAUCAUCAGCAGCUCGGCCAAUCACAGACAGCCCAGACUCAGCACUGAUCUCACUCACACACGGCCGCACGCUGCUGAUUCAGAGGAAGAGGAUCCCGACAUGGAUUCUGCCUUCACCCGUUCUGGUGAUCCAGGCCUCGGGUCUCUGGAGCUCCAAAACUUCAAGCCUUACAUCCCUGAGGAUUUUGCCAACUUUGAGGUCUACAAUGCCAGUCUUGAGACCCAAGAGGGUGCCUCGUGUGUACAGGGAGAGUUGGCACCUGGAAUCGGGGUGUUGACUGGGACAAGGUCUGGAGAAAAAGAGGUGUCCCGUAGUCCCACGGCCAGCACAUGCACAAGCGGCUACUUCUCCCAUAGUGCCUCGAACGCCACACUGUCUGACGUGCUCUUCACCGGCAGCGAUAGUUGCGACCAGCUCAACAGCAGAGAACCUGCAGACCCUCAGGAAGCACCGCACGGAAGAGGGUUGCAUCCUUCCAGAAGUGCCUCGGGAUCCUGUCCAGCCCAGACUGUUCCCGCUCAACCCUGUUCCCGUCACUGCACCGACCGGGACUGUUCCCCUCGGCUUCCCCGCAAGUGUAUACUGAGUGUCAGCCAAGAAUUUACAGACUUUAAGGGUGCAGAUGAUGUUGUAGGGGAAGAAGAACUUGGUAACAUCGGAUGGAAGGCGGAAUCAGUUCCUCCAGACCUCAAGGGUGUAGGUGAUGCUGUAGGAGAAGACGACCUCGGUCCCCCAGACUUUAAGGGUGUAGAUGAUGAUUUAGAAGAAGACAAUCUCAGUAACACCGGAUCAAAGGAGAAAUCAGUUCCCCAAGGUGUAGGUCAUGGCCUAAGAAAAGACCUUGGUAACAUCGGAUCGAAGGCAGAAUCAGUUCCCCAAGACGUUGAUAGUAUAGAUCAUGGUGUAAGAGAAGACGUUGGUAACAUCCGAUCAAAAGCAGAAUCAGUUCCCCCAGACUUUAAGGGUGUAGAUCAUGGCGUAAGAAAAGACCUUGGUAAUGUCGGAAGGAAGGCGGACUCGAUUCCCCAAGGCAUGGAUCCCCCACCCCAGUGCCAUCUCCACAAUGGAAAGGUCUCUCCAAGUGUCCCCAUACCUCAUGCCAACCCACAGCUGGAAACAACUCAAGGACUUGAGUCCUUUGAGGAUCCAGAACCUUCGGCGGACUCUAGUGAGGACGAGAACGGACCAGUUGCUCAGCUGCCAGACUGGAUGGCUCCCGGUGAGCAAGUUUGGGUGGGCAAACAGAGCGGGACGGUGCAUUAUGUUGGAGGGGUGGAGUUUGCCAAAGGCAUCUGGGUUGGAGUAGAGCUGGACCUUGCUGUAGGCAAGCACAAUGGAACGGUCCAAGGGAGGGUGUACUUCCGGUGUGCCACAGGUCAUGGCGUCUUCGUGAAGCCUUCCUCUUUGACUCGAGGGCCUCCGUCCAUAGACACCGAACCUCAACCCGUGCUCCAUUAGGAGCAAGACAUCACCCCAGUAGUUGGUAGACGAAUUCUUCGACACCAGCACCAGCGAUCGCCUGGACAAACCAAGUGCUUACAGAAUCCAUCCUUCUGAUUUGUUCAUCACAUUCGAGAUUUGUUGGUUCCCAUGAUUCCAUGGCAAUAAACCCUACCUGUGUGUGUUGUGUUAAAGUUAUAGGCCUAUUUCAGUAUCAUCUUUGAAUGUCGAGAGUUGCACAAUUGCACAAACACGUUUUAUAUAUCAUGUAUAGCUGUAAUACUAACAUCCAUCUUGGUUACCACUUAUUAUAUGACUAAAUGUAUUAAUCGAACAUUGCCUAACUCUUACAUACUUUGAGUGAGUUUGAGAUUUGGAUUUGUGUUCUAGGUAAGAAUGUACUACUGUUUAUGACCAUUUUGUUUGCGUGACUAUAUCAGGUAUUACCAAAGACAUAGCCUUCAAAUCUGCUGUGCAAACUUCUUGGCGACGUGUUUUAUGCUUGUGUACGUUACAGAUUUAUGCUAAUAUGCUAAGUGCCAUAUUUCUGGUUGGAAGGCCACAUGCCCAUCAGAACUUCAGAACUGUGGUGUUUCGGUUUCGAUUGGACGGCAAGCCAGUUGCUCGUACUCUGUCGCGUUACUGGUUUGUUGAGUACUGUAACUAUUGAAGGACUGCCAAUAUUUCUAUUAACAGAGCUGAACGCUUGCACUGGAGUAACUUAUCCUGGAUGCACAUUAAGUUACGUAAUGCACAGACUUGUACGCAUUCUCAGAUACUGAUUUGACGCUUCUCAGGAGGUUGACGGAGGUCACCUAAUACGGAGAGCACCUUGUUUUCUUUAUACCUUGCCGGUAUUGCUAAACGCAGUUAACCUGGUUUGCUUCGUAUCGGCUAAAGACCAGAAAUGUCCUAAAGUACUGACACAAGCCCCUUUCACGGGGUCUUUUUAGAUAGUCGACUUCUAGGUUCACCCGCCUAAUAAUGUGUGUUUGUUAAGAUUUUAUUUAGUUUGUGAUACUAAAGCCAAUAUUAAUGUUUUUUAUAUAGGUGUAAAUGGGAGAUGGGCAAUAUCGGGGAAUGGGACAUAGCCUGAAUAAUGCUAGUAUGUUUAGUGCCAUGACCAGUGCUGUUAUUAUUGCUCUGUUUUACCUGAAGAACUGUGGAUCUCAUAAGAAGUGAAUACUAUUGCUGUCAACGGAGACGGUAAAAUAAAAACCCAAGACCUUACUUAAAAGAAAACAAAGCUGCUCUCCUUGACAAGGAGCUGUACAUAAAAAUGUAUGAACAUAGUAUUUACAAUAUUAUAAAAUGUACAGAAUUGUAUUUAUAUUGUAUCUCUGCAGAUGUUGGUACAAAGAUGUUGUAGAAUACAGAACGUUUACAAACGCU
Molecule: messenger RNA, 7738 nt
Organism: Labeo rohita (rohu)
Lineage: Eukaryota; Metazoa; Chordata; Actinopteri; Cypriniformes; Cyprinidae
Gene: kif13a
Product: kinesin family member 13A
Exons: 40
Coding region: 344-6364 (2006 amino acids)
Biological process (GO): regulation of protein localization; microtubule-based movement
Cellular component (GO): adherens junction
Molecular function (GO): microtubule binding; microtubule motor activity; ATP binding
Source: RefSeq, a predicted model, not a curated record